Messenger RNA from Eleginops maclovinus (Patagonian blennie), 5097 nucleotides. RefSeq names its product phosphatidylinositol-3,4,5-trisphosphate-dependent Rac exchange factor 2 (gene prex2). The record is from RefSeq and is a predicted model, not a curated record. The transcript is spliced from 41 exons. Gene Ontology annotation, cellular component: plasma membrane. NCBI's taxonomy places the organism in Eukaryota, Metazoa, Chordata, Actinopteri, Perciformes, Eleginopidae. The coding region runs from base 192 to 4988 and encodes 1598 amino acids. Gene Ontology annotation, biological process: intracellular signal transduction; G protein-coupled receptor signaling pathway; regulation of signaling. Gene Ontology annotation, molecular function: guanyl-nucleotide exchange factor activity; GTPase activator activity; protein binding.
GCUAACUUUCUGUGCACUUGUUGCCUGCUCCUCCCUCUCUCUCUGCUGUGGACUCUACUUGUAUUUAUCCAUCUUUAAUUCUACUUCCUGCAGACAUUGGUCCCUUCCUCAGCCAUGCUGCAAACUCUCCUUCACUGAGGACUGAGGUGAAACUUUUUGCUGCAGGAUUUAUUAACGGUUUUUAUUUUUGCAUGAACCUCCUGACCAUGACGGAGGAGAGCCAGGAGAAGCAGCUCCGGCUCCGGGUCUGCGUCCUCAGCGAGCUGCUGAAGACGGAGCGGGAUUAUGUGGGGACCCUGGAGUUCCUGUCGGUUUUUCUGCAUCGUCUGGACCAGUACGCUGCCACCAGAAUGGACAAGAACAUCACGGAAGAGACGGUCAAGGUGUUGUUCUGCAACAUCGAGGAGAUCCUGGCGCUGCACAGAGGCUUCCUGUCCAUGGUGGAGGAUCUGCUGCAGCCCGAGCCCAGCGCUCUGCACGAGGUCGGACGCUGCUUCCUGCACUUCAGGACUGGUUUCCAGAUCUAUGACGAGUACUGUGGGAACCAUGAGAAGGCCCAGAGGCUGCUGCUGGAGCUCAACAAGAUCCGGAGCGUCCGCACAUGUUUACUGAACUGCAUGCUGCUGGGGGGCAGGAAGAACACAGAGGUUCCUCUGGAGGGUUACCUGGUGGCCCCCAUCCAGAGGAUCUGCAAAUACCCCCUGCUGCUGCGAGAGCUGCUGAAGCGGACCCCGAAGAAGCACAGCGACUUCCCCCUGGUGCAGGAGUCUCUGCAGGUGAUGAAGGCUGUGUGCUCCAGCAUCAACGAGGCCAAGAGGCAGAUGGAGAAGCUGGAGAUCCUGGAGGAGUGGCAGUCACACAUCGAGGGCUGGGAGGGCUCCAACAUCACAGACACCUGCACGGAGAUGCUCAUGCACGGCGUCCUGCUGAAGAUCUCUGCAGGAAACAUCCAGGAGAGGAUCUUCUUCCUGUUCGACAAGCUGCUGGUCUACUGCAAGAAGAAGAACAGACGUUUGAAAAACAGUAAGACGGCGGCGGAGGCUCCUCGCUACCUGUUCAGAGGGCGGAUCAACACGGAGGUGAUGGAGGUUGAGAACGUGGACGAUGGCACGGCGGAUUACCACAGCAGCGGGAACAUCGUGAACAACGGCUGGAAGAUCCACAACACGGCCAAGAACAAGUGGUUCGUGUGCAUGGCCAAGAGUCCGGAGGAGAAGCAGGAGUGGCUGGAGGCCGUCAUGAAGGAGAGGGAGCGCCGCAAGAGUCUGAGGCUGGGCAUGGUGCAGGACACCUGGGUGAUGGUGUCAGAGAAAGGGGAGAAAAUGUACCAGCUGAUGACCAGAGGAAACCUCAUCAAGGACCGGAAGCGCAAACUCACCACCUUCCCCAAGUGCUUCCUGGGAAGUGAGUUUGUGUCCUGGCUGAUGGACAUCGGGGAGACAGGAAACCCAGAGGAGGGGGUGCACCUGGGUCAGGCUCUGCUGGAGAACGGCAUCAUCCACCACGUCACGGACAAGCACCAGUUCAAGCCAGAGCCGGUGCUGUACCGCUUCCGCUACGACGAUGGCACCUACCACCCCCGCAGUGACAUGCACGACGUCAUAUCCAAGGGCGUCCGUCUGUUCUGCCGGCUGCACAGCCUCUUCACUCCUGUCAUCAGGGAUAAGGACUACCAUCUGAGGACGUACAAAUCUGUGGUGAUGGCCAACAAGCUGAUCGACUGGCUCAUUGCUCAGGGUGACUGCAGGGCGAGGGAGGAGGCGCUGAUUCUGGGGGUGGAGCUGUGUGACAACGGCUUCAUGCAUCACGUCCUGGAGAAGAGCGAGUUCAAAGACGAGCCGCUGCUGUUCCGCUUCUUCGCCGACGAGGAGAUGGAAGGCUCCAACACCAAACACAAGCCGGUGAAGCACGACCUGAAGAUCGUGGAGAACGUUAUCUCCAAGUCCCUGCUGAUAAGGCCGACUGACGGAGGUUAUGGCUUCACGCUGGAGGAGAAGAACAGAGUCCCCAUCAUCAAAUCUGUGGAGAAGGGCUCCCCUGCUGAGAUGGCGGGUCUGGAGGUGGGGAAGAAGCUGUUCGCCAUAAACGGAGACCUGGUGUUCCUCCGGCCGUUCUCCGAGGUGGAGGUCCUCCUGCAGCAGUGCUUCCACAGCAAGGGGCCCCUCAGGGUGCUGGUGAGCACCAAGCCCAGAGAGACGGUGAAGAUCCCGGACUCGGCCGAUGGUUUGGGUUUCCAGAUCCGAGGCUUCGGGCCAUCAGUGGUGCACGCCGUCGGCAGAGGUACGGUAGCAGCCGUCGCCGGCCUGCACCCAGGUCAGUGCAUCAUCAAGGUGAACGGCAUCAAUGUGAGCAAAGAGAGCCACGCCAGCGUCAUUGCUCACGUCACUGCCUGCAGGAAGUACCGCCGACCCACACAGCAGGACUCCAUAAAGUGGGUGUACAACAACAGUGAGAGCGCUCAGGAGGAGAACCAGAGAGCAGACCAGAGACCUGAGGAGAGCGGGGACGGCUUCCAGUGCAAAGUGGAAGAGGUGAUGGACAAGUUCAACACGCUCUCCAUCAUCGACGGGAAGAAGGAGCACGUGAGCCUGACGGUGGACAACGUGCAGCUGGAGUACGGCGUGAUGUACGAGUACGACAGCACGGCCGGCAUCAAGUGCCACGUGCUGGAGAAGAUGGUGGAGCCCAAGGGCUUCUUCAGCCUCACUGCGAAGAUUCUGGAGGCGUUGGCGCGUAACGAUGACACGCUGGUGCAGAUGUGCGGCCGGCUGAGCUCCAGCUGUGACGUCCUCCCCGAGGAUCUGCAGGUCCGCUUCAGUGCCAUGUGUGCAGAGAGGGUGGAGCACAUCGACCAGCGCAGCAGCAGCUACAGGAAGUUUGCACGGGUGCUGAAGAACCGGGCCUGGCCCACCUUCAAGCAGGCCAAAGCCAAGGUGUCCCCACUCCACAGCAGCGACUUCUGCCCCACCAACUGCCACAUCAACGUGAUGGAGGUGUCCUACCCCAAAACCUCCACCUCUCUGGGCAGCGCCUUCGGGGUGCAGCUGGACAACAGGAAGAACACGCUGGAGAGGGGGGGGCGCAGCGCCGAGCAGGGGAAGCUGAGCCCCAUGGUGAAGCUGCAGCACACCAUCACCAGCAUGGCCGCCCCGUCGGGUCACAGUCUGGGCCGGACGGAGGGCCACGGCCUGCGCUUCCUGCUGCGGGAGGAGGACCUGCUGACGCUGGACGCCUACCAAAAGCUGCUGCACAAGCUCACUGCGGGGGUGAAGGAGAUGGAGACGCAUGGAGGACACAUCCACGACCUCUUAUCCUCCAUCACUCACCCCCCCGCCUCCGAGGCCCGGACCCCCGAGAGCUUCAUCUCUGCAGAGAGCGAGGGCGAGCGGGGCGAGAGGAACGGGAAGAAGGUGUGUUUCAACGUGGCGGGUGAUGAGCAGGAGGACUCCGGACAUGACACCAUCAGCAACAGAGACUCUUACAGUGACUGUAACAGCAACAGGAACUCCAUCGCCUCGUUCACCAGCAUCUGCAGCAGCCACUGCAGCUCUUACGUGCACAGUGACGACAUGGACUCAGGGGACGAGCUGCCCUGCAGUGUGUGGCUGUCUCAUGAUAAGCAGAAGAAGCUGCACAGUUUCCUGGAACAUCUGUUCAGCCAGGUGGAGUCCAUCUGCAGCCUGCUGAGAGGAGCCGUGGUGACCCGAGCCUUCGAGCAGACCAAGUGCUUCACCCCUGGACGAGGACUACAAGAGUUUCAGCAGGAGUUGGAUCCGAAAGUGAACUGCACCAAGAAGCUGCGCCUCCACGUGAAGCAGGACCCCUGGAACCUGCCGGGCAGCGUGCACACACUCACACACACCAUCGCCAAAUACGUGGAAGAGGUGAAGACCCGGCUGCUCCUGGUGCUCCUGCAGUACACAGACUCUGAGAUCCAGCUGCGCAGAGACAUGGUGUUCUGCCAGUCUCUGGUCGCUGCAGUGUGUGCCUUCUCUGAGCACCUGCUGGCUGUCCUCAACCAGUUCCACAGUGUGGGUCUGGACUCGGAGCAGGACCCCCAGGAGGCUCAGGAGGCCGGGCGCCGCUGGCUGGAUCAGAUCUCCAGCGCUGGGCUGCUGCUCCACUUCCAGUCCCUGCUCUCCCCGAACCUGACUGACGAGCAGGCCAUGCUGGAGGACUGCCAGGUGGCUCUGAUGGAUCUGGAGAAGGUCUCCUUCUACUUCCUGCAGUUUGAGGGCGAGCCGCUGGUGGCCAAUAUGCCCAUGUCCUACCAGGUGGAGGGUUCCCGUCAGGCGCUGAAGGUGUGUUUCCACCUGGAGAGUUUCUACUUCCUGCAGCUGCCCCCCCGGCUGAGGAGUGGAGGAGGAGUGAAGAUCUGCCCGGUGCUUUUCACUCAGGCUCUGGAGAGCAUGGAGGGUUACUACUACAGAGACAAUGUGUCGGUGGAGGAGUACCAGGCCCAGAUCAACUCCUCCUCCCUGGAAAAGGUCAAGCAGUACUACAAGAGACUGAGGGCGUUCUACCUGGACCAGUCCAACCUGCCGCCCAGCUCUGCUCCCAAAGCGGCUCUCAUCGAUAAGCUGAUGCGGCCCCUGAACGCGGUGGAGGAGCUGUACCGUCUGAUGGAGAGCUUCAUCAGCUGCCGCCGGAGCCCCGCCUGUCAGUACACGGCCUGCGGGGCGUCGGGGGUCGGGCUGCUCAGCGUUGCCUCGGAGCUCUGCUCGAGACUCGGGGCCACGCACAUCGUCAUGUGCAACAGCGGCGUGCACCGCUGCACCCUCAGUGUGACACUGGAGCAGGCCAUCCUGCUGGCCCGCAACCACGGCCUGCCCCCCCGCUGCAUCAUGCAGGCCACUGACGUGAUGAGGAAGCAGGGAGCGAGGGUUCAGAACUCAGCGAAGAAUCUGGGAGUGAGAGAUCGAACACCGUCCUCCGUCCCGAGGUUGUACAAGCUGUGCCAGCCCCCGCCCCCGGAUGGUGACCCAUAAUGCAUUGGAAGAAGCCGAUGAAGGAUGCACCAAUAAGAACAAUAUUGGGUCCAUUUUUAUAUCCCACAGUCGCUGCCUAAAGUGUAAAUAAAAACAUAGUAUUUUUUAA